AUGAUCUCCACUCCCAGCAUCCUCCUCGGCGCCCUUGUCGCUCUUCAAGCGACCGCCUCUGCCUCGCCGAUGAAGCAGCGAUGGCUCUACGAAAAGUACUUCGAUCUCCAGGGUCAUCGUGGCGGAACCGGAGAGGCGGUCGAGAACACCCUCCCCGCUCUCGCCUGGGGUCUUCUGGCCGGUGUGACGAGUCUCGAGGUUGACGUCGGGAUCACCAAGGACGGCGUCGCUCUUAUCUACCACGACGAGAUCAUUGACAAGACCAAGUGCAAGGAUACCGCUGCGGCCUGGGCGGACGACAAGAUGUUCCCCUACGUCGGCAAGAGCGUCGCCAACCUUACUCUGGCUCAGAUCAAGACUCUUGACUGUGGGAGCUUGAGGUUGACUGCUCACCCUAUGGCCGAGGUCUACCCGGGCACCAAGCUUUCCACCAUGGACGAGAUGUUCGACUUUGUCGACUGCGCCACCUCCGACCCUGUCCUCUAUAACAUCGAAACCAAGGUCAAUCCCGAGAAGGCCAACGCUACCCGAAGCCCCGAAGACUUUAUCGCCAUUAUGGACAAGUCAUUCGCCAAGAAAGAUGCGACCUUUAUGGACCGCAUCACCCACCAGUCCUUCGACUGGCGCAUGGCUGUGCUGUCCAAGAAGCAGUGGCCGACUAUGCGUACUGGUGCUUUGAUCAGCGACGCGAGCAUCUACAACAACCCCAAUGCCACCACUAUCGCCAACCUCCGCCCUGGUGCUACCAACCGUCUCGCCGGUAUCGACCUGACCAAGGUUGAGGGUGCGACUGUCGGCGAGCGUGUUGCUCGGGCUGCCAAGCAGAUCAACGCGGACAACCUCGCUCCUGCUGCUGCAUCAUACACCUCGACCAACCCCGACGCCUCGUCCCCUGGCUACGUCUCCUUCAUCACCAAGGACAUGGUCGACACCGCCCACGCGCUCGGGAUGAAGGUUAAGGCUUGGACCAUCAACCGCAAGAACGCCAUCGAGCCUCUCAUCAACCUCGGUGUCGACGGUAUCAUCACCGACUACCCCUCUGAUGUUCGGGUCCAGCUCGAGCGCAACGGCAAGUACCUCGCACCCAAGGCGGACUACAAGAGGGUCAUGGGGUGCCUGAAGGCGAUGAACCAGGUCACCAAGGAUGGGUUGUCCACCAAGGGGUUCUGA
Molecule: messenger RNA, 1170 nt
Organism: Dioszegia hungarica
Lineage: Eukaryota; Fungi; Basidiomycota; Tremellomycetes; Tremellales; Bulleribasidiaceae
Product: Glycerophosphoryl diester phosphodiesterase
Exons: 7
Coding region: 1-1170 (389 amino acids)
Biological process (GO): lipid metabolic process
Molecular function (GO): phosphoric diester hydrolase activity
Source: RefSeq, a predicted model, not a curated record